Aphanomyces astaci is the source of this 2901-nucleotide messenger RNA. RefSeq lists its product as hypothetical. The record is from RefSeq and is a predicted model, not a curated record. The coding region runs from base 30 to 2768 and encodes 912 amino acids. Gene Ontology annotation, cellular component: cytosol; nucleus. The transcript is spliced from 14 exons. NCBI's taxonomy places the organism in Eukaryota, Oomycota, Saprolegniomycetes, Saprolegniales, Verrucalvaceae. Gene Ontology annotation, molecular function: calcium ion binding; protein serine/threonine phosphatase activity.
UGCAUAUCAAGCCGCCACUGAUAUUGACAAUGAGCGACAAGUUCGAUGCGAGUGCCAAGGACAUCGCCGUUGGUCUCUCCGUUCUGGUCUUCGGAAAGCAUGCAGGAGUGGUGAAAUACGUUCCCGACACUCGAAGCGCCCUGCUCGGGAUCGAGCUCAAUCGUCCCGUGGGGGACUGUGACGGCAUUGCGGCGGACGGACGCCAGUAUUUCAAGUGUCGACCAUUACAUGGCAUCUACCUCCGGGAGGAAAACUUGACGCCGUACUCGGCCAAAGACGCCGCCGCCGUGCGGAUUCAGUCCAUGUGGCGCCGUCGCAAGACCGUGCUGGCGUUUACGACGGUGGUGCUAUCAUCCAUGUGGAACAUGCUUGACAACAACCAAGAGCAACUCAACAUGAAGCGCGCGGAGAAGACCAAGAGCGCGUCGCAAGCGCUGAGUCUCUUGGCCAAGCAAACCUCCAAGAGCGAGAUCAAGAUUUCCCACAGUGUGUCGUCCAUCACAGACGACUACGCAGGCCCUCGCCUGGUAUUUCCGUUGCGAUUGCACAAUGUGCUGGACCUGCUUGAGCAGUUUAAGAAGAGCGUCGUGCUACAUUCCAAAUAUGUCAUGGAGGUGCUGCUGGAAGCAAAGAAAGUGUUCAACGCUUUGCCCACGUUGCAAGAGAUUUCGGUCGCCGACGGUGAAAAGCUCACGGUUGUGGGCGACAUCCACGGACAACUCAAAGAUCUGUUUACGAUCUUCACCACGAACGGGUUGCCGUCGUUGAAAAAUAAGUACUUGUUCAACGGGGACUUUGUUGACCGCGGCGCGUACGGCACCGAGGUCAUGAUGACGUUGUUGUGUUUCAAGUUGCUGUAUCCGGACAGCGUGUUCUUAAACCGAGGGAACCACGAAUCGCGCAACCAAAACUCGUGGAUGGGGUUUGAAGAAGAGAUCUGGGCCAAGUACGACGGCACGGCGGACGGCGACCCUUGCCGCGCCAGCACCGUGUACGACACGUUCCAAAGCGUGUUCGAUUCGUUGCCGCUGUGCUCGCUCGUGCUGAAAAAGAUCUUUGUCGUCCACGGAGGCCUCUUUUCCUGCGAUAACGUUACCCUGGCCCACAUCAAAGCCAUCAACCGCAAGCGCGAACCGCCGCUGCACCAGUCUGGCUUUGAAGACAAGAUCUACGAAGACAUGCUGUGGAGCGACCCCCGCACGAUUCCAGGCCGACAGCCGUCCGAGCGAGGCGCGGGCACCGAGUUUGGACACGAAGUGACCAACAACUUUUGCGCCGUGAACCGAGUGGCGUUGGUCAUUCGAUCGCACGAGUGUGUGCCAGAAGGAUACGACGUCCUGCACGGCGGGCGCCUCAUCACGCUGUUCUCGGCAUCGCGGUACUGCGGCACCCAGAUGAACAAGGGCGCGUUCUUGACGCUUGGCAGCGACCUGCAGCCCGAGAUCCAGCAGUUCUACGGGAACCCCCUCGUUGAAUCCGAGUGGGAACGGCCAGUGGAUGAGCAGGCCAAGAUGCACGAGAACCUCGAGGGCGAUGCGCUGCGGAUGAUUGCCGAGAGAAUUUGCGACCACAAGGCCGAUCUAUUCUGGUACUUUACCCAGCAUGCUCACGAGAAGAGCGGCACGGUGCCGCGCCUGGUGUGGGCGGAAGCGCUCAAGAGCAUCAUGGGCAUGGAGUUACCGUUUUUGCUCUAUCAAACCAAACUUGCCGACGCCGAGCCCGACAACUCGAUCAAUUACUCCAAGUUCUUGUCGCGCUAUCGCAUUGAAAACCCCGCCGUGGACGCGUCUGGGUGGCAGGAAAGCAUUAUUUCGACAAUUUGCAAGAAAUUGUAUCGGGCGAUGGGCGCCGGCAGCAUUGAACAGGCGUUCAAAGUGUUUGACGCGGACGACAGCGGCACGAUCGAGUACGACGAGUUUAUGAACAUUUUAAAAAGCAUGGACACGGGCUUGUCCGACCAACAAAUGUUUGAACUCAUGCGAACCGCUGACACGAACGACGACGGGCGAUUGGAUUUCAAGGAGUUCAUUUCUCGCUUUGACGUGAUCUUCACGGACGUACGCCUCGCCAACUCACAGAGCUUCAUCGGGCCCCCGCCGGCCCCGACGUCGUUGUCGGCGCCGUCGAAAUUGGUCCGCAAGAUGUCCGAGCGCGCCGUGUCGCUUACCCCCGCGCCCAAGCAAGAUGUGGACGAAGGCACAAUGUCGGCGUUGGUGGCGAUUGGCCGCGCAUUCUUCAAGCUGGAAGGGUCAUUGCUGGAGAUCUUCCACCGGUUCGACACGAACCGCGACGGCGUGCUGCAGAAGGACGAGUUUUUCCAGGCGUUAAGUGCAUUGGCACUGACGUAUGACGACGAGUUGCUGGUCAAGAUCAUGGGAGCCGUGGACUUGGAUGGCGGCGACACGAUCGACUACAAGGAGUUUUUGGCGGCGUUUGCCGUCAAGGACGCGAGCGAGCAGGCCGCGCUGGACAAGGGCGCCAUGACGUGGCAGCAGUCGGUGCUGCAGCAGGUGUCCAACAUGUUUUACCAGCACCGCAUCCAUAUCCGCGCGGCAUUCCGGCUGUUUGAUGUGGACAACUCGGGCACGAUCUCAACCGACGAGUUUCGGGCGGGCAUCUCUACGUUCAAUGCAAUCAUGGACAGCCCCCUCACGGACGAACAAAUUGAGGCGCUGCUGGCCCACUUGGACGCGGACGGCGACGGAAUCAUCAGCUACAAGGAGUUCCUUGAAGGGUUUCAAGUCGUGGACGUGCGUUUGCAAGAGUAAAACGACGAUGGACUGUCGUUGUGGAGCGACUGAACGGGAAAGAAAUAUAAACACCAGCAUGAAACUGUACUAGAGGAUGGCUCUACUAUUAGUACAAUGUGUUGUCAAUAUACUGUACUGUCGGGUGGUUGGG